Molecule: messenger RNA, 1834 nt
Organism: Boleophthalmus pectinirostris (great blue-spotted mudskipper)
Lineage: Eukaryota; Metazoa; Chordata; Actinopteri; Gobiiformes; Gobiidae
Gene: pick1
Product: protein interacting with prkca 1
Exons: 13
Coding region: 147-1388 (413 amino acids)
Biological process (GO): regulation of Arp2/3 complex-mediated actin nucleation; dendritic spine maintenance; receptor clustering
Cellular component (GO): trans-Golgi network membrane; neuron projection; synaptic vesicle
Molecular function (GO): protein domain specific binding; protein kinase C binding; phospholipid binding
Source: RefSeq, a predicted model, not a curated record
GAGCGCGGAAGUGACGCACCAAAGUAAAUAAUGCGCUUUUGCUGCAUUUGAUAAUGGUGAAAAGUGCAUAAAAUCCGCGGCUUUUAACUCACGUUUCACUGCUACAGCGUCGAGCGUGGACACACAAUAGGCAGCACGGUCUAACAAUGUUCACAGACAUGGACUACGAGCUGGAAGAAGACAAGCUUGGAAUACCAACUGUACCAGGGACAGUCAGCCUCCAGAAAGAUGCCAACAACCUUAUUGGAAUAAGCAUUGGGGGAGGGGCGCAGUACUGUCCUUGUCUCUACAUCGUGCAGGUCUUUGAUAACACACCUGCUGCUCUGGAGGGCACACUGGCUGCAGGUGACGAAAUUACAGGCGUUAAUGGCAAACCAGUGAAAGGAAAGACAAAAGUGGAGGUGGCCAAAAUGAUUCAAGCUGUCCAGGGAGAAGCAGUUAUUCAUUAUAAUAAAUUGCAAGCGGAUCCAAAGCAAGGGAAAUCUCUCGAUAUAGUUCUGAAAAAAGUAAAGCAUCGCCUUGUUGAGAAUAUGAGCUCCGGCACAGCAGAUGCUCUUGGUCUUAGUAGAGCUAUUUUAUGCAACGAUGGCUUGGUGAAAAGAUUAGAAGAACUAGAAAAGACAGCUGAACUCUACAAAGGACUUAUGGAACACACAAAGAGACUCCUGAGAGCUUUUUUUGAGCUUUCUCAAACUCAUAGAGCCUUUGGUGAUGUUUUCUCUGUCAUCGGUGUUCGGGAGCCACAGGCAGCCGCUAGUGAGGCAUUUGUAAAGUUUGCAGAUGCUCACCGCAGCAUUGAAAAAUCUGGUAUUCAGCUUCUAAAGACUAUCAAACCUAUGCUCCAUGACCUCAACACGUACCUUCACAAAGCCAUUCCAGACACGAAGCUUACUAUCAGAAAGUAUCUAGAUGUGAAGUUUGAAUAUUUGUCUUAUUGUCUGAAGGUCAAAGAAAUGGAUGAUGAAGAAUAUAGCAGCAUAGCCAUGGGUGAACCGCUGUACAGAGUUAGCACCGGCAACUAUGAGUAUCGCUUGAUUCUCAGAUGUCGCCAAGAAGCUCGUGCCCGCUUUGCAAAAAUGAGGAAAGAUGUUUUGGAGAAAAUAGAGCUGCUUGAUCAGAAGCACGUCCAGGACAUUGUGUUCCAGCUGCAGCGUUUUGUUUCGAGCAUGUCCCACUACUACGACGAGUGUUACGCAGAGCUGAAGGAGGCGGAUGUGUUCCCCAUUGAGGUGGACCUGUCACGCACCAUGAUGAACUACAGCAGCCAGUCCUUCUCCUACACAGACGAGGAUGACGAGGAGCAGGGGGUCGGUGGUGAAGAGGUGCAAGGAACAAGCACAGUCCAACAGGCGGAGAACGGUGCAGAGAAGCUGAUUGAUGAUGACUAAGUGUGUGGUUAAAACCAACCAGUUUUCACUUUUUAAACUGGCAAACAAUCAAAUAGCAUCAGGUCCAGGUCACAUGGUUAUUUCACUUUGGAUUUAGGUCAGUUGCGACUAAAUGCAAAAUAUUUAAUUUAUCUGAACUGUGCAGAAUACUGUAUACAUGAGAUGUGCCUUCUAUCCCUGAUGAGGAGGUGGCCACUGUUGGAUUGUUUGUAUUGUUAAUGAAAUUACAUUUUCCAGUACUAUGCUACUGAUGUGUCAACAACUAAUCUUAUAUUUACAUAUUUUAACUUAUGCUUUUUGAUUUAUUUAAUAGAUUUCACUAUAGCUUUACAUUUACAUUCUGUAAAUUGUUAUACAGAUACAGAUUUGUGUGAGCUUUAUUGUAAUAUAUUUUAUGUUUUUGUUGUGUGUUAAAUGGCAUCCAAAUUGUCCCACUAUACAAUGUA